AAAAUUACCAAAAAUCCCUUUUUCCACCCAAAUCGAACCCCCAAAUCUCUCUGAAUCGCUUCUUCACUGAUUCUGAGAGAGAGAGACAUACCCAAAGAUGGACGCCAUGAGAAAGCAGCUCGACGUGCUCAUGGGAGCCAAUCGAAACGGCGACGUAACGGAAGUAAAUCGCAAAUACUACGACCGCGACGUCUGUCGUCUCUACCUCUCUGGUCUCUGCCCUCACGACCUCUUCCAAUUAACGAAAAUGGAUAUGGGUGGUUGUCCAAAGGUUCACUCUUUACAGCUUAGGAAAGAAUAUAAAGAAGCAAAGGCAAAAGGUGUUGAUAACUACGAUAGGGAGUUGGAAGAUGCGAUUGAUAGGCUUAUCGUUGAGUGUGAUAGGAAGAUUGGUAGGGCUCUUAAGCGUCUUCAGGAAGAAGAUGCAAAAGCUGCAAUUGCUAUUUCAGUCACUGAAGUUACUCAGUCACCUGAAAUUCAGGAACUAUCAAAGCAAAUCAAAGAGAAGAUGAAGGAAGCAGACCUGCAUGAUCUUGAAGGAAAAACGGAUAUGAAAAUUAGAGCUCUUGAGUUAGUUGAAGAGAUGAGGAGUAAGAGAGCUGACUUACAGGCUGUGCUGCUGUUGGAGGCCUUCAACAAAGAUAGGGCAGCCUUGCCCACUCCUGCUCAGCAGCCAUCUGCAGCAUUACCUCCGCCCGAUCCUCGUACUCAAGAGAUGAUCAAUGAGAAAUUAAAGAAAGCUGAAGAGUUUGGCGAACAAGGACUGGUUGACGAGGCGCAGAAAGCACUAGAAGAGGCUGAAGCUCUCAAGAAGCUUACCCCUAGACAAGAACCUGUAGUGGAUCCUACCAAGUACACUGCUGCUGAUGUGCGCAUUACAGACCAGAAGCUGCGUCUAUGUGACAUAUGCGGAGCAUUCUUGAGCAUCUAUGACAGUGAUCGUCGGUUAGCUGAUCAUUUUGGAGGAAAGCUUCAUUUGGGUUACAUGCUGAUCCGUGACAAGCUAGCAGAGCUUCAGGAAGCAAAAAACAAAGUUCACAAAGAACGAGUCGAAGAAAGGAGAUCAAAGGAGAGGAGCAGAGAGCGAGAAUCAAGUAAAGACAGAGACAGAGGAGAUAGCCGUGACCGUGGAAGAGAUAUUGACCGUAGGAGUAGAGAUCGAGACAGGCAUCAUGACCACCGUGAACAUGAUAGAAACUAUAAUCAGUCACGUGGCUAUGACUCAAGAAGCAGGCGUAGUUCACGUUCCCGGUCUAGGGAAAGGGAUUAUGAUCGCCGCAGACGCCAUGACCGCUACUAAGACGCUGCCAGAGACGGCUUAUAAUCAAAUCUGAACCUGCAAACACUUAUGUUUUUUUUUCUUGUAUGUGUUAAAGAUUGUUAAGAGUAGUUUCUUCGGAUGUUUUAAACUUUUUUUAUAUAUGUUGUUGAGAAGAAGAUUGUAGUGACGAAAUAUAAAGUCCAGAAUUUAUUUAGCUUUUCGUUCAAAGCUUCUUUCUUUAGAAUACUGAUUAUAAUGUCCAGAAUCACUCCCCAAAGGAUUGGCAGCAGGUUGAUAGUUUGACACUACUCUUAAAACAUUCUCUGUUAAAG
Messenger RNA from Eruca vesicaria subsp. sativa (arugula), 1593 nucleotides. The record is from the annotation of a GenBank genome assembly. NCBI's taxonomy places the organism in Eukaryota, Viridiplantae, Streptophyta, Magnoliopsida, Brassicales, Brassicaceae.